Molecule: messenger RNA, 1115 nt
Organism: Coccomyxa subellipsoidea C-169
Lineage: Eukaryota; Viridiplantae; Chlorophyta; Trebouxiophyceae; Coccomyxaceae
Exons: 8
Coding region: 110-940 (276 amino acids)
Cellular component (GO): chloroplast
Source: RefSeq, a predicted model, not a curated record
GGCCUCGACAUUACAGUAUUUCACUGGACUGAGGCCUGUCGCCGAUAGCUUCCGCGUUUCUGCUCAAAGACGUCUGACGCAAGGUCCCGGAAGUCUCCAGGCAAGAAGAAUGAACUUCACAACCGCCCAGGCAUCGGGAACCAGUCCGAGAGGCAGCGGUGGUACUGCAGCUGAGACGAAGGAAAAGUACACUCUGAAGACGGCAGGAGGCGGCACCUACAAAGUUGCUGGAGGAGAAAAUAUCAAUUUUGCAACUGCUUCAGCGUAUCCUCUCUUCCGACUGGGAUCUUCAGCAUUCGUGUCAGGCAAAUUGGCAAAUUUCCGAAAGAGGCCAGAGCAGCCGAUCAUCCUCUAUGAGUUCCAGGGCUGCCCCUUCUGCUCAAAGGUUCGGGAAGCUACCACAAUCUUGGAUUUGGACGUCCUCUUCUAUCCCUGCCCCAAGGAUGGCCCAACAUGGCGACCAAAGGCCAAGGAGAUGAGCGGCAAGAGCCAAUUCCCUUUCAUGAUCGACCCCAACAACAACGACAAGCAGAUGCUGGAGUCUGAUGCCAUUAUAAGCUACCUCUGGAAUGAGUACGGAGAUGGAGAGGUGCCGCUUCAGUUCAAGCUGGGUCCACUGACAGUGCUGAGCAUUGGCCUUGGACUGCUCCCGCGUGGAGGCAAGGGCACAUCAUACCGCAAAUCGCGCAUCCCCGAGAAGCCCAUUGAGAUCUGGGGCUACGAGGCGUCCCCCUUUGUCAGAAUGGCAAGAGAGGCUUUGGUGGAGCUGGAGCUGCCUCACCUGUACCACUCUGUGGCGCGCAACAGCCCCAAGCGGCCCUUCCUGACUGAGAAGUGGGGCAGCUUCCAGGUGCCAUACAUCGAGGACCCCAACACAGGGACUGCUAUGUUCGAGAGUAAUGAGAUCAUCAAGUACCUGAAUGACACCUAUGCUGUCUAAGUUGAUCUAAAUUGCGGGAGGCGGGAGGUGUCAUGCAUUAAUUCAAUUCUUUCUGGCAGUCACUGAGCGUGCACAAUGUGCAAACAUCAGAUAGUCUUUCAGCUCGCUGCAACUUUUGUUUUUGUCCUGUCCAGACUUACUGCAGGGUCAGAUCAUGCAUGUAAAAUUACUUUGC